This is a messenger RNA of Anguilla anguilla (European eel), 1183 nucleotides long. Its product is annotated as myelin and lymphocyte protein-like. Gene Ontology annotation, cellular component: membrane. Gene Ontology annotation, molecular function: structural constituent of myelin sheath. The coding region runs from base 278 to 745 and encodes 155 amino acids. The record is from RefSeq and is a predicted model, not a curated record. The transcript has 4 exons. NCBI's taxonomy places the organism in Eukaryota, Metazoa, Chordata, Actinopteri, Anguilliformes, Anguillidae. Gene Ontology annotation, biological process: myelination.
ACGGCCGCCUUCUCCUCGCAGGCAUGUGGUAUUUACGCGCAAAUCGCCAUGGUGACAGUUUUAUAAAGUGCAAAGUUUGAGCAAACCGCCCCUUGCACAGUGAAGCAGGGGCUCUGGAGCAGGGCCAUUUGCAUGAGCCGAAAGCGCAGGGCGCUCGCAGGGGAGGAGCGUGUUCCACGGGGCCAACGUGAGCACAUCCUCAAAAAGCAGGUGCGCUGGUCAGGGGCAUCAUUUGGGAGCGCGCGCACACACGCAGACCUUCGCUUCUUUCGCAGACAUGGCCUCCACCACCUCCAGCGGCGUGUUGCCCAGCGGCUGCAAGAUACUCUGCAAGAUGCCCGAUCUCCUCUUCAUCCCUGAGUUUGUGGCCGGUGGUCUGGUGUGGACGCUGGUGGCCUCCACAGAAGUACUGAUUCCCAACCCUCAAGGUUGGGUGAUGUUCGUGUCCAUCUUCUGCUUUGUCAUGACCACCAUCUGGUUCAUCUGUUUCCUCAGUGGAAUCAACCAGAAUGGUUCCUAUUGGCCAACACUGGAUGUGACUUAUCAUUUCAUCGCCGCGGCCCUCUACCUGAGCGCUGCUGUUCCGGAGGCACUCAUCACCAUCGAGCUGAAAGCGAUCGCCGUUAAUCCGCCCGGACUGAAGAUCUACCGGGAGAACAUCGCAGCGGUGGUAAUGGCCUACGUGGCCACGCUCCUGUACGCAGUGCACACAAUCUUCUCAGCCAUCCGGUGGAAAUCUUCCUGAAGAAAGCCAUCGCGAGAUAACUGCCAUGACGUGGAACAGAAAAACAAAACAAAACAAACAAAAAAAAAAACACUUGGGAUUGUGGAGUUUAAGAAUCUGUAUGGCCUGUGUUCAGUUGGGAUUUGUCCUUAACUUUGACAAGUAAAUGUCAGUGUUACAUUUCGUCUUUACAAACUCCGUUUGGCAGGUUACUUUUAGUGAUUGCCGAAUUGUUUGUGAUGCAAAACAAAUUCUUGCUUUCAAUUGUUUAGUCAAAGACAAAUGGUGAGUUGAGUCCUCUUAAUGACCUUAUGCUUGUGUUUUAACCAAAGCUUCAGAAUGCACAAGACUCAAGCGUGUGUAUUUUCUGAAAAUGAAAAAGAAAUAUAUAUAUAUGACUGGUAUUUUUCAUGAGAAAUGUAUAGAAGCUAAAUAAAUACACACUUGUGUUUCAAUCUG